Molecule: messenger RNA, 1004 nt
Organism: Ciona intestinalis (vase tunicate)
Lineage: Eukaryota; Metazoa; Chordata; Ascidiacea; Phlebobranchia; Cionidae
Product: COX assembly mitochondrial protein homolog
Source: RefSeq, a predicted model, not a curated record
AUUAUAAAGAAAGGUAGCGCCAUUGUUGCGAUGUUGUUUUCGUUUGUAUACCUAUAUGAUAGGGCAUAGGCUAGAAGUUUUGGUGUUUAAUGGAUAUCAUAGCAACAAUAACGAAGUUCAUGAAGAAUCUAUUAAUAAAUUUUUUGCGCGUUUUUUUUGCAUACGAAUGUGUGAUACUUCUUAAUAGUUCUUGUAUACUUGUAUUUUAAUCAGGGGAUGGCUUCUAUGCCAUACAUAGCUGUUGGUGUUGGUGGGUUAACCAUUGCUUGUUUUGGUGUUUAUCAUUAUGGGAAGCAUUAUUCGUCAACUACAGCGUUCCAUAUAAAAGAUAAUGACCCAGAUUUAAGAAAAGUGGAAAAAGAUGUGAUGGUUCCAAAGUACAUGAGAGAGCUAUCACAUAAAGUUGAUUGUGCUCAACAAGUUGAAAACUUUAAUAACUGUUGUAAAAACACUGGGUCUGGAAAAUGGAAAGGAUUUAAAAUUGUAUCUGCCUGUAGGGCAGAGAACAAUGCUAUGAUGGAAUGCAUGAAUGAAAAGUUUCUAGAUCCAGAGUUUUAUGAGAAAUGCAAACAAUUAUAUUUAUCAGAUAAAAGAUUGUUUAAGAUGACUGGUGUCUCUGUCAAGGAACGGAAAUAUAUAAAACAUGCAAUCGUAAAUGGAGAACAAUUGGAUAUUAAUAUGUCUGAACGUGCGUUAAAAUAUUAUGAUUCUCUAAAAGAUAUUUUUGAAAAGACUAAAGACAUCGACCAUCUAGAUCAAAUGAUUUUGUCAAGUUAAAUUACUGAUGCUUCGCAGCAUAAUGGAUAUUUACUUUCCACUUCUGGUUUAAAAUUUUCAAAACAUUGAUUAUAAACUUUUUUAAGUUUAAUAAAAGAAGAACAGUUCCAAAUAUAUAUAUUUGUCUUUUGCUACGAAAUUUUUAUUUUCUGAUGCUGAAAUGUGGUAAAGUAAUCAAUUUACUAGUUCUAUGAAGUUCAUAGUUUAAUAAAUGUCCCUGAUAUUAA